Molecule: messenger RNA, 690 nt
Organism: Capsella rubella
Lineage: Eukaryota; Viridiplantae; Streptophyta; Magnoliopsida; Brassicales; Brassicaceae
Exons: 2
Coding region: 36-437 (133 amino acids)
Source: RefSeq, a predicted model, not a curated record
AUGUUUUAGACUAAGAAACUGAUCUUAAUUAAAACAUGUGGUUCAGAGACGACACGUGGCGAUGGACGAUUGGUGGAAGAAGGAAAAAAAAAACACAACUCUCUCUCUCUCUCUUACGCGUUUCUUCGUCUCAUGCGAUUGAAAAGGUGAUCAAUCCUAUUCUCCGAUCCGCCGGCUUCUCUGACCUACGGCCAAUCUUCCGGAGUAGUCUCACCAUCCAGCGACGGGUGGUAUCCACGGCGAGGAGGAUGAGCUCAAAUCGUAUCCACAGCGAAGAGGAGGAGCUUAGAGUCGUGUUUCUGACUGUGGCUCCGCCAAACGCGGCGGCGAUGUCGGUUCAAAUGGGAACACAUUUGAUCAUGUAUAUGGAAGUAGUAAUGGUUCUCCAUCUUCCUUUGAUGUUUGACGAAUGUGUUGCUCCUCUUGUUGAUGUUUGACAAAGCGUUGGACUCUGCAUCACUAAUGAAGCUAAGGAAAUACAUAUUUCGAGUAGUCACAUUUGUAGAUUUUAAAGAUUAGAAGCUUAGUAUAUAAUCAUUAUCUAAUCUUCUCCAAGAACGUCAAAAAAAUAGGGUGGGGUUUGGCUCUGCAAUUUGCAAAGUUAUUGGUGUAAUUUUAUUCGCGUAAUAUGACAAGCUACUAUGAUUACACUGCUAAAUCAAACUUAAUUAGUAUAUUUUGACAUAUGUA